Molecule: messenger RNA, 5703 nt
Organism: Hypanus sabinus (Atlantic stingray)
Lineage: Eukaryota; Metazoa; Chordata; Chondrichthyes; Myliobatiformes; Dasyatidae
Product: UDP-GlcNAc:betaGal beta-1,3-N-acetylglucosaminyltransferase 7-like
Exons: 2
Coding region: 183-1388 (401 amino acids)
Cellular component (GO): membrane
Molecular function (GO): hexosyltransferase activity
Source: RefSeq, a predicted model, not a curated record
CGCAGACCGGACAGAGAACGGGCAGCAUCGAGCCCUCAGCCCACACCCUCAGUCAGCGACUCCAACCUGGACGUCAGUCAUUGUGUCAUUUCCCACAGCUGUGCCGCACAACACCGGAGGAGGGUUCGUUCAGAACCGAGUCAGCUUCGCGCCCGCUUCUGCUGCAAAGCCCUCGCAUUAAGAUGUACUUUAGGGGGAAGAAACAACUAAAGGUUUGCUUUAUCAUCUCCUUUGUGCUUGUGGCAUUGGCUGUGCUGCAGAAAAACAGCAACACAAACCAGGAGUCACAGAGCGUCUUCCAGAAGUCCAGCUCCCCACGGGGCAGACAGGUUGUCAAUUUUUUGAACUUCUUCACGCUGAUGGACGACUUCUUGAGUCCAAGUAAAACAGAGACAACUGCCACAGAGACAAAAUCAGUAACAAGGAGGGAAACCAAACAAUGGGAUAUAACAGCCAUCAACUGUACUCCCAGCAACAUCACUCGCACUGAGUGGUUGAAUGGCUUGGAACCAAACUUUGAACAGUUCUUACGAUACAGACACUGCAGGUAUUUUCCAAUGAUUCUCAAUCAUCCUGAGAAAUGCAGCAGCAACAUCUAUCUUUUGAUCAUUGUUAAAUCCAUCAUAACACAGUAUGAUCGAAGAGAAGUGAUCAGGAAAACAUGGGGCAAAGAAAUGGAGCUGGAUGGGAAGCAAAUUAAAACAUUGUUUCUUUUGGGCACUUCAUCCAUUGAAAAUGAAAGGUUGCAUCAUCAAAAGCUCUUGGAAUAUGAAAACAUAAUUUAUAAGGAUAUUCUACAAUGGGACUUUAUGGACACUUUCUUCAAUCUCACCUUAAAAGAGGUUAAUUUUCUCAAAUGGUUUUCUACUUACUGUGAGAAUGUUGAGUAUAUAUUUAAAGGAGAUGAUGAUGUGUUUGUGAGCACAAAGAAUGUUCUUGAGUUUCUUCAUGCACCCAACUUUCAGAAUCUUUUUGUAGGUGAUGUAUUGUACAAGGCCAAGCCAAUUAGAAAGAAGGAAAAUAAAUAUUACAUACCUGAAGGAUUAUACAAUAAAACUUACUAUCCACCGUAUGUAGGAGGUGGUGGAUUUUUGAUGGCUGGUUCACUGGCAAGGAGAUUACGUAAAGUGUCAGAAAGUUUAGAGCUGUACCCAAUUGAUGAUGUUUUCUUGGGGAUGUGCCUAGAACUGUUGGGAAUAACUCCUAUACAUCACUGUGGCUUUAAGACCUUUGGACUUGUGAAGAACAAAAACAGUAAGAUGAAUAAAGAGCCUUGCUUUUACAAAAGCAUGUUGGUGGUGCACAAACUUCUGCCAACAGAGCUUCUAGAAAUGUGGAAAUUAGUUCAUAGCAGCAUUAGUUGUUCGAAGAAAAUGAAAUUACUGUAGGUAUGUCAUCAAAGCCAUUCUGGAGUUGGGUGUAACUUGUAAUGUGAAAGCAAAAUCUUGUGAUAUUCGAUAAAGAAGAAUGUACAUUUAACUUAUUUUUCCAUCAACAAUCUCAAUUUUUAAUCUUUUUUCACCUGAAUCUUUGACUUGUUAUAUAGAAUUUAAAUGGUUCCAAGUGGAUUUGUAUUUAUGUAUUAUUCAUUGCCUAAAAAUGGAAUGAUAGAAAAUAUAACAUUUUCAUGAAAAUAUGUAGAGCUAUAAUUUUUGAGAACUUAAUUUCACAAUAAUGAAAAAAACAAUUAGAGUAUAUCUGAAUAUUGGCAGCACACCCCUGUUUCUAUGAUUACUGCUCAGAUCUCUUUGAUCAUGUUAAAUGUGGAUACCAUUGUAGUUGGAGUAGUGAUUGUGAUUAUAAAACAAAACAUUUUUCUCAACAAAGCUACUCUCUGCAGAGGCUCUAUGCAAGUUUCCCUCUCAGCUUUAAAUCUAUUCUUCAUACAUUAGAGGGAAUGAAAUUCUGUAAUAAUUCAUUUUUGACCUUGUAUUUUUAAUACCCCACACACCAUUUGUGUUUCGUCUCCUAAAACACUUAUGUAGAAAACAGUUUCUUCUGUAACACAAGCAUGAAUCGAGUUUGAUUGGACCUUUAAAGUGUGUACCUACACGAUGGCAUGAGCUGAGUUUCUCUAAAGAAGUUCUCUUCAUAAAAGUCAUUACAAUUUAGGUCAGUGGGUACUUGGUGCAAAUCUGUCUCUGGAACCUUGAAAAGGAUUAAUACACAAAUCCUGGGGUUGUGGGGUGGCGGUGAAGCUUAUUUUCUUAGCAAAGUGGUUUCAAAUGGAAAUUAAUCAUCUCCAUGGUACCAGACUUGUCAGUCAAACUCAGUUCUUCUUAAGCUGGGUGGAUUGGCUUGAUUUGGAGUGGCAGCCCUUCCUGACCAUGUACCUAGAAUAUGAAAUAGGAUUCUUGCCCUUGGCUGAAUGUUAGUGGACUUCUUUCGUGACACAUACCAGCUCAGCAAACCUUUUUUAGAAUUCUAAGCCAAUGCCUGUUAAGUUAAUGUGUAAAAUAUUAUGUUAGAUGUUCAUUUGACUCAAUAUCUUAAGAUGUUGCUUUCUGAAGUGGAUUUCCCAAAUACUGUUAUAGUUUGAUUCAGAAAAGCAGCAGUAACAUUGUGACUUGGCCCAUAAUCUAGAAAUAUCAAUGGGAGUUCCACUACAAAUUUUUUAAAGAAAGUUCUAGGAAAUAUUUGGAAUCAGCAGAGAGCAGUGAUAACAUGUAGACCCUAGUUUAAGAGAUAUUUGGUAGGAAGUUAUGACCACUGAGUGAAAUGUCCAUGAUUAGUUCAUGUUUGGGAAAAGAAAAAUUAUGUUGCACCUCAUUGGGGCAUCAUGUACUAACUCUCAAGCAUCUGCAGUGAUCAAUAGUUUAAGGAAAUAAUUUGGGCAGUAUUAUUUCUUUCAACCCUUAAGACAUUUUAAUUUAAGACUAACAUAUUUCUGAAAUUGUUAUUAAUACAUUCAUUUAUUAUAGUUUGUACAUUUCCUGCCUUUGAAAUCAAUGGGAGAAUAUCCCCUGUCUCUCACUGAACAUGGUACAGAUUUCUGUUGUGAGUGUAGGCCACUAAAGUAGCAUAUCAACCAAACUUCCUUGCUCAUGUGGAACUCCAUAAAGAGUCAGAUGAUGAAGUGCAACCUAGAGCCCAGUGUUAAAGUAAUUGUCAGUUUCUAGUUUUCUGUUUUUGUUUCUGUGUGCUGUGGGAAUCCUGAAGCUGCUGUUAAUCCUAACUAAGUCUCGAAUAUAUUUUGCAAUAGGAUCAAAAUAUAGCAGAUUGAUUUAAUUGCAAAUUUUGCGAUAGUGGGAGAACUUCAUCCCUUAUUAAUCACUUGUUAUUUUAAAACUGUUUUCAAGUUUAUACAUUAAUUCAUUAAACCUUUUAUGCAAUUGAAUGAACUGUGAUUUCCCCAAGAACCCAACAAAAUUAUGCUGUCCAUUUCAAGCCACUGAGAAAUUUCUUGCCUCCCCUUCCUCAGAACCCAAUAAGUGACCUACUUCUUACUUUUAUUUCCAGUGGUUACUGAUGUGGUGUAUUGUCAAUAAUUUCUAGAAAGCUUCUGUGCACCAGAUCCAUUGCAUUUCCCAUCCAGAACCAUCAUUUUCUCAAAGAAUUUGGUCCAGUUUAUUGAUCUUCAGUUCCAGUAUCGGAGAGGUCACUGCUGUAGGGCAGAUUCUAUAUUGCAAUAUCUUCCUUGAUUGUUGAGUCUACAAUCUACUGCAAGAGCUGUGGGGGGUGGGGGGAGUAGUGCUUCAUGUAUGGAAUCACUGAAAAAAAAUGUUAACUCGAGUUUUGAGAAAGUUCAUAAUUUGUUGAGCUCUGAAAUUAAAACUCAUUGGAAAAUUUUGUAAAUGGGAAUGUCUGAUUCUGAAGUAUAGCAGGACAAUUAUGUUUCAAUUCGUGCAUGGAACUGUUUCAUUAACUUAAAAAUGGUUACUGGCAAAGUUUGCAUGUGAAGUACUUUGCCGUGCAGCUGUGAAAACAAUGAUGUACUCUGUUUACCUCAAAAUUAUUGGUAGGUUGACAAAUGUUAUAAGUGCCAAGCAACUCCUUGGGCUCCAUGUCAGGAUCCCUGCCCAGAUCUUAAACUGUACAGAAUGAAAGUGAAUAUUAGCAGACUUUUUGAAGUUUUGAAAGGAUAGCCAGCAACAGAAGGCAAAUAGGUCCAAUGAAGGAUGAGAUCACAACAGUGAGUGAUAUUAUUGGCUCAGUAGCCCAAAAUAUGGAAUCACUUUGGGUGCAGAUAAGAAACAGUGUAAGAGGUUUCCAUAGGACCAGUGCAUUGGCCCCCGUAGUGUGGCAAUGCAGUAGAUCAGAUUGUAAACCAAGAAAUAAUGGGGUUCUGUAGUAGUUUGGUAUUUUAAUCAACAUUUUGAAUGGACAAAUUGUAUUAGCAAAGUUACUUCACCAGGUGAGUGUGGAGGUGGGGACUGGUUAACCAACAGAAAACACAGUCCAUAUAAAUUGGUAAUUUUUGGAUUGACAGGGUACCCCAGGGAUCAGUGCUGGGUCCUCAACUAUUAAUAAUCACUGUUACUGAUUUGCAUCUCAGGACGAAGUAUGCGGUAUCCUUUUUGUUAAUGGUACAAAGGUAGAUGGGUUAACGGGUGUGAGGAGGACACCAAAGCCAGAAAAGGGGCAUCAGCAGGUUAAGUGAGUGGGAAAGGUGUGCAUAUGAAGAUGUCUGUUAAAUGUUCUUGCCAUUUCUGCCUCCACCACCAUCUCUAACAGCUCAUUCCAGAUACCAACUAUUCCCUGUGUGAAAAAUUACCCCUUGGCUCCCCUUUAAAUGUCCUCCCUCUGGACUUACACCUAUGCCCACUCGUUUUACACACCCAUACCAAGGGAACCAAACUCUGUUUAUCCUCCCUGGUGCUUCUCAUAAUUUGUAUUGAGUAAAUGAAUUGUAGAAUCUGGUGGAAGCACAAAGAGAAUUAAACAGGAUUAGUGUAGAAAGGUGUUUGAUGGUUGCUAUGGACUUAAUGGGCCAAAGAAUAAGUUUCCCUGCAGCAUGGCCCUUUGACUCUAACAUGAGAGGAUCUAAUUGCAACAUCUAAGCUUCUGGAGGAUUGAUAGGAUGACUGUUGAAAGGAUAUUCCUUUAAGUGCAGUGUUGUAGAAAUAGAGGGGCUGGUUUCAGAACAAGGGAUUUUCUAGGUUGGAUACUGAUGAGGAUGAAUUUCUUCUUUGAUGCUUGAGGCUCUUUGGAAUUGUCCACCCCGGAGAACUGUGGAGGUGGAGUCACUGAAUAUAUUCAGAUGAAGGCUAACAGAUACUACAGGAUACAAAGGUAGUGGCAGACAGUGGGGAAGUGGUGGUACAGCCAGGGUUGGAUCAGCUUUCAUCUUACUGAAUGACAGAGCAUUAUGACCAAUUUACAGCAAAACCAUUUCAGUUAUGUAUGCCCACAAACCUUAACAUCUCUCUCCAGUUCAUCCCUUGUGUUUUUAUCUGAACUUUAUUUCACACAUUGGAGGGAGACAAGCAACAUUAAAACAUUACAAGCAACUAAUUUCAUGCUUUAUUAAAUUGCUUUAGCUGAAUUAUUCUGAGUUGUUUGCUUUGAUUUAUUUGUCAGUUUUGCUUUGUUCUUGUGCUUAAAUUCAUUUUUGUAGAACUAUUUAAAUUCAUAUAAACAGGAGUAGAUGAGACAGGAAAUUGUUAAUUAGGAUAAAGCAAUGAAUAAUCUAUUUUUCAGCUAUAUUUUCAAUGGUGGGUUGGUCAUAAUGCACAUUUUUAUGUUGAUGUUCAAACAAAGCUU